This is a messenger RNA of Pseudomassariella vexata, 795 nucleotides long. RefSeq lists its product as uncharacterized. The transcript has a single exon. NCBI's taxonomy places the organism in Eukaryota, Fungi, Ascomycota, Sordariomycetes, Amphisphaeriales, Pseudomassariaceae. Gene Ontology annotation, molecular function: oxidoreductase activity. The record is from RefSeq and is a predicted model, not a curated record. The coding region runs from base 163 to 510 and encodes 115 amino acids.
GUGAGCCUCGGCUGUAGAUCGGACCUCUACGGAAUACCUCGACUAGAAAAAUCGGACAAUUGACCACAAUCGCAUAUGAAAUAAUCAUCGGCACAUAUCCAAGAGCUCAUUUACCCAGAAAGGCAAGAAACCCACCGCAAAACACCAUCCAAAUCAUCAGUCAUGCCUGCUCUCGUCACUGUCGCGUACCCCCGCCCAGAGGCCAAGGACGGUAAACUGCCCAAGGACGUUUUCAAAUUUGACCUUAAAUACUACCUCGAGCAACACAUGCCCCUCGUCCAGAAGCUGUGGGCUCCCCUGGGCCUGCAGUCCUGGGCUGUCACCCACAAUACCGACGACGCGGAGACCUACGUUGUUCAAGCCGUCUUGAUGUGGGAUAGCCUCGAGGCUUUCGGAGCGGCAGCCGCCCCUGGCGAAAUCGCCACCCAGGUCUUCGGCGAUGUACCUAACUUUACCGACAUCCAACCCAAGCUUCUCAAGGGCGAUAUCGUGGGCGGAUGGCAGGCUUGAUGCGCAAACGUUGGAGGGCUUUCGUCGAGAAGUGAUGUGAGCACAGGGUGGAACUACAGGGAGGGAAAGAAAUCAUCUUGCCUAUGUAUGGGAACACGGGAAUGGCGGCCCAGCUUUAUCAUGUUACUACCUAACAGUAUCUACACAAUUGGGAACCUCUUGCGAAAGAAGUCGGAUCUAGGUCCAUCUUCCAAUUCAUCUUCUAAGCGCUCAUACAUGUUACUCGAUUUCUAUAUUAUGUUUACCAAUAACGUGAAUGUACACCGAGCUGGCCAUGACACCGAG